Messenger RNA from Procambarus clarkii (red swamp crayfish), 879 nucleotides. NCBI's taxonomy places the organism in Eukaryota, Metazoa, Arthropoda, Malacostraca, Decapoda, Cambaridae. The record is from RefSeq and is a predicted model, not a curated record.
GUGAUCCCAGAAGUUCCCAGAAGUCCCAGCAACAGAAGUUCCCAGAAGUCCCAGCAACAGGAGAACCAAGAGUCCCAGCAACAGGAGAACCAAGAGUCCCAGCAACAGAAGUUCCCAGAAGUCCCAGCAACAGAAGUUCCCAGAAGUCCCAGCAACAGAAGUUCCCAGAAGUCUCAGCAACAGAAGUCCCAGCAACAUGAAGCCCCAAGAGCCCCAGCAACAGAAGUUCCCAGAAGUCCCAGCAACAGGUGUUCCCAGAAGUCCCAGCAACAGAAGUUCCCAGAAGUCCCAGCAACAGAAGUUCCCAGAAGUCCCAGCAACAGAAGUUCCCAGAAGUCCCAGCAACAGGAAGACCCAAGAGCCCCAGCAACAGAAGUUCCCAGAAGUCCCAGCAAUAGGUGUCCCAGCACUCAGCAACAGGAGGACCAAGAGUCCCCGCAACAGAAGUUCCCAGAAGUCCCAGCAACAGGAAGCCCCAAGAGCCCCAGCAACAGAAGUUCCCAGAAGUCCCAGCAACAGAAGUUCCCAGAAGUCCCAGCAACAGAAGUUCCCAGAAGUCCCAGCAACAGAAGUUCCCAGAAGUCCCAGCAACAGGUGUUCCCAGAAGUCCCAGCAACAGGUGUUCCCAGAAGUCGCAGCAACAGGUGUUCCCAGAAGUCCCAGCAACAGGAGACCCAAGAGUCCAAGCAACAGUCCCUCCAAGAGUCCCAGCAACAGACGUUCCCAGAAGUCCUAGCAACAGAAGUUCCCAGAAGUCCCAGCAACAGGUGUCCCAGCAACAGGAGGCCCAAGAGUCCCAGCAACAGGAGGUCCCAAGAGCCCCAGCAACAGGAGGUCCCAAUAGUCUCAGCAACAGGAACCCCACAGCCCCAAGAAUAG